Messenger RNA from Zophobas morio, 4276 nucleotides. Its product is annotated as tonsoku-like protein. Gene Ontology annotation, biological process: double-strand break repair via homologous recombination; replication fork processing. The coding region runs from base 282 to 4226 and encodes 1314 amino acids. The transcript has 11 exons. Lineage: Eukaryota; Metazoa; Arthropoda; Insecta; Coleoptera; Tenebrionidae. Gene Ontology annotation, cellular component: nuclear replication fork. Gene Ontology annotation, molecular function: protein binding. The record is from RefSeq and is a predicted model, not a curated record.
GUCCUUAAAUUUGACAAAGGAUAAUAAAUCGUUAUAGGAUUUUCUAUGGUUUAAGUUUUUUUUUUAAUACACUGGUUUGACAUAUGACAUUUGUUGACACUAAAUUUGGAGGGAAAUAUCCGAAAUGAAUUUGCAGAAGCAUGAAGGCAACAGAAAAUAUGAGAUUUUACAAACUGAAACUACACUAUGAAACCUUUAAUAUACAUCAUGUAAUAUUUUAAAACUGCUUAAGUAUUGGGAUUUUAGUGAAAUAUUCAAUUUUAAACCAAACAAAACUGAAAAUGGAGGAGCAAAAGCUUUUAAAAAAGCGUACAAAAGCUCAGAAUGAAAAUAACGAGGCAGUCUUAACAAGCGUUUGCACAGAUCUUGCAAAUUUGUACAUGGUCGAAGGCCGAUAUGAUUUUGCAAUUGAAGAAUUCACGACAGUGGCAAACGUUUACAAGAGACAGAAGAAACAGUUGGAAUAUGCUGUUGUGAAUAGGGGCAUUGGAGAAGCCUAUUUAGGCCUGCAGAAGUUUGAAAAAGCGUUGCAUCACCAGAAAAUCUACUUGGAUACCUCGAGAGAACUUAAAAAUAAGUUAGAGGAACAAAGAGCACUUGCCACAAUUGGACACACUUACCUGUCAAGUCAUUUAGACAAUCCCCAGGCUGAUAAAAAUAGUCUAGAUUUAGCUAAUAAGUUCUUGAAGAAGAGUUUAGUUGUCUCGCAAAGCUUAAAUGGACAAGCAAGCAAACUUGAACUCGCAGACAUGUCAGCACGCCUUUUCUCAAAUUUAGGUUUAGUUCAAGACUGCAUGGGAAAUUUUGAACAAGCUUCAGAACUAAUCACCAAAUCUAUAAAUCUGUGCAAGGCACAUGACCUGUAUGAACAGCUCCAGAGGGGUUAUUUAUCUUUAGCAUCCAUUUCAGUGAAAGCAAAAGAUUAUAAAUCAGCUGUACAGCAAUACAAUUUAGCGGCAGAGGCAGCAAAAAAAAUACGCAAUAAACCCAGUUUAUUAUCUGGCGUUCUUCUUAGCAAAUCUGAAAUCCUAACCAAGUUGGGGGACCUCCAAGGAGCAAAGAACGCCCUCUUGAAAGCCUACAAAUUAAAGAUUCCUGACGUGAAGGAGCGCAAAACAAUAGAAAAUAACUUGAGAGUAGUUGCGUCAAUGUGUCGUAAUGAAGAUAAACUCCUUAUAACUGAUAGCAAUGACCAUAAAACCUUGAAAACCUUGUAUGAAAAAAUGGGCGACGGCGCCUGUGAGUUAAGACAGUUUGAGAAAGCUCUAGACUACUACAAAAAGAUGCUAGAAUCGGCGGAAAAAGCAGGUUUAGCGGGAUCAGACUUAGGCACUUGUUAUUACAGCCUAGCAGAAACGUACAAAGACAACAACCAGUUUGAAGAGGCAGUUAUUUAUUUUGAGCAAGAACUGGAAUUGUGUCGAUCGCUCAAAGACAGUUUAAAUACGUUGAGUAAAAUCGCUGACACGAAAGAAGCAGCGGAUGCACCUGCUUCAGAAGUGGAGGCAGUGUAUGAUAGAGCUAUAAAGCUUAGUCAGAUGGAAAGUAAUGCUCACGAGGAAGGACUGAUGUUGAAGCGAUUCAUUAGAUACCUGCGGAGACAAAACCAACAUUCUAGAGCGUUUCAGUGCGAACAAGAGUUGGCGAAGUUGAAUUUUCAUAGCUCUGAUAGUGAAGGCGAGAGUUCAGAGAAUCAAGCUGGAUCUGUUGUGGGUGCUGAAAUCGACUUGGACGCCAUCACAGAUGUUUCCGACGACAGCGACCUCGACCAACCAACAAAACCCCGUAAAAGGACCAAGAAUUUCCAAGUGAGAAGAAACGUGAAAGGGGAAACCCAACUUCACACGGCAUGUAUCAAAGGCCAGCUAAACGUCGCUAGUCAUUUGUUAGAACAAGGCCAUCCCGUCAAUGUUAGAGACAAUUGCGGCUGGUUGCCUCUGCACGAAGCCUGCAUUAACGGUCACAUUGAGGUCGUGAAGCUUCUAUUAGAAAAAGGGGCAGCGAUUAACGACAGGGGCGGUACUAAGUGCGAAGGCAUCACCCCUUUGCAUGACGCCGCUUCCAACGGACACCUCGCCAUCGUUCAAUUAUUGUUGAACAAGGGUGCCAACGCCGUUGCCAAAACCGAUGAAGGCUACACCGUUUUAGAUUUUUUGCGAAAGUGGCGCUUGCCGGUGAUGUUGGAUGAGGAUAGUCAACGUCUUUAUGAAGAUAUAGUCGAACAGGUUUCGGGGAUAUUGGAAAAAGCUGGCCACGUGAUCCACGAACCUCAGGAGGUGAUCGCAAUUCCAAGUACAAGUAGGGACAUGAGAAGGUGUGCCAGUUUUGGACUGGAGGAUGAAAGUAGUGCGAGUAGUGAGAGUACACACUAUAAGAAUGUCAUGGAAAGCUUGAGGCACAGAAAUAGUGAUAAAAUCAGUUCUAGCAGAACCCUGGUUGCUAAAAGACCAGCGCUAUUAUCCGCCGAUGACGUCAUUGACGACUGGCUUGAGGACGAUAUCGGUAAAAGCUUCAAGAAACGUAAGACCAACUCUCCUCGGAAGUCAAAUUCCCCUGCCAAGUCGUACACGUCGCGAAAAUCCUUCGACGAAGUUGUACCUGCGGAUGAUUCCAGUGAAGACUUCCAAAUGUUUGACGAUGAACUAUCUCGUUAUUACGAGCUCCAAAAUACCCACGCUACCCAAAGCAGGCAGUCGUCUCCCGGUCCCAAAACAAGUCCUAAAAAGGUUGUCAGAAAGAAACAAAGUAAGUUAACAAAUUUCGGUCACACUAGAACGUUCGUGGAAGCAGAUUCUACGUCCCCUCCUAGUCUAAGCAGAAAAAGUAGUGUUGAUGCAAGCCCUAAAAAACAGUUGCCUAGGACACACUCUUUUGAUAAAGGGCAACCAGUGAUGGAACCUACUCUAUCGGUAGAUGUUCGAAUUGACAAAAAAUUGUACAGAGUACCAAUUUUGUUAUCACAAGUAACUAUUAAGACAAUCAAAUGGUUAGCAGACGAAGCUGCUGCGAGAUAUGCUCGAAAAGAGUACAUGGUUCCUACUCUAGAGUUAGAAACUAAAAACGGCGCCAUUUUGGCCGACGAUGAUCCCAUUAGCGUUCUUUUCCCGAUGGGGGCGACGCAAGCCGAAGAAGUAGAAGCCCGGAUUGUGAAGUGGAAUGUUCCUCCUCUUAUUGACAGGUUUAAAGAGGCUUGUCAGGAUAUGGGGAUCGCUCCGCAUGACGCAAUCUAUCGAGUCCUGCAAGAGUUCUCCGUCGCUCUAAACUUGUCGGAUAACGGUUUAAAAGGACCCUCGUUGUCCCCUCUCUGUAAAGUCCUGAAUAGACAAACCACUCUGCACGAGCUCAACUUAUCGGGGAAUUUCCUCACGAACGAAUGUUUCCAGUUAUUGGCGGCCAGUGUGGCCUCUCUCGAAAACUUGAGUCGAUUAAAUUUAAACUGCACCAACCUACACGCCGAUCACUUACAAACUUUAGCAAGUACUUUAUCGCCAGAUGUCGCUUACAAUGUAACGGAUUUAGAUCUCAGCGACAAUCUAAUAGGGGAUUCAUGUUUGGAAAAUUUGGCUGUGUUGACGCGACGUUUCCAAUUGAAGAAGCUGAACCUGUCCGGCAAUAAGUUCACGAAAGACAUUUUUAAUUAUUCGUCAAAUAAUCAAGUGUUACUUAAUUUGGAUCAAGUUGAGGAGUUCGAUGUGAGCGAUAAUUGGUUAAAUGGUGGUAAUUUAGUCAAGUUACUAUCGUGGCUGAAACCAUCCAUUCUGCGAUACGUUAAUGUAUCCAGGAAUUCAGUUACGGACGGGUUUUUGGCCGAGGUUUUCAAAAACUGGAGCGACGCAAAAAAGUUGAAAAUUUGCAAGCUGUCGAGGUGUUGUGUGCGUGACUCGGACAUGUUCGACUUGUUGAGGGUUGCGAAUUGUUUGGAAACACUAGACGUGUCCUACAACGACGACUUAACCAGCAUUGCUUUAAGGAGGUUGCUUGAAAGCGACGUCCAAAAUCUGUACUUGUAUGGUUGUAAGAACAUAUUCCAGUACUUCCUCGACUUUUCCAAGUAUCUGGAUGGGUCGUCAUGUGACCAAAAUAAAGGUAAGACUCUGAAAUUAAGUCUUCCCGAAAACUGUGAAAAAGAGAAAGAUUGCUUGGUUAAAAUGUGGAAAGAACUGUACGGCAACAAAGCCGAAGUAGAAGUGAAUUCUCGCUUUUUUUGUUUGUCGUUGUCAAAAUAAUUCUGUGAUUAUUUUAUAAAAUAAAAUUUAUUUGAUUAUUUACAUUAUAA